GAGUUUUAGUCUUAUCUAAAAUUUCGGCAACAUAAGACCUUCCAAUUUUUGUUCGUAAAUAAGUACAUUUUUUAAAUUUAACUUCGGUUUCUGGUCUGAUAGGUAGUUAGUUUCCGGACUCGAUAUACCUACAAAAACCAUGUUUCGCAAUCUGUCGAUGCUGAGGAAUCAGUUGGCGCUGCACCGAGUCCUCGUGGCCCGCUCGACCUUGCACUCAAAAAUGUCCACUGGUCUUACUUGCCUCACCAUUGACCGUCCGCGGAACAUCGAUGGCGUGACCGUGAUAGAUAUAAAUAUUAAUGAGAUGGCCAAGAAUGACGUGGACUUUAAUCGCAAUUUCGUCAAUUCGCUGACAUUGAUGGACCGUUCCCCGUUCAACGCAGUGGAUGCGGCGGAUGCAGUUGAGUCGCCACCAGCAGAGAAUCCGAUUCCCGGAGAUACCGUCGAGAUCCUGCCUACUGGCGCACCCAGUUCCGUUAUAGGCGUCGACGGAAGCCCCAUUGUCCCCAUCGAGAUAGAUGGCUGGAACCAGGACGAGGAGGAUCCCACCGUGCAAAAGAACGUCCAGGACGUGGACAUUGGCAACGAUGACGAGUACAAGGCCGAGAUGGAGCUGCGCGUGCCAGAGGUCAGGGAAGGUCGAACCGAGUACAAGGGCAUCAAGGUGACGCUGCCGGAAUCGGCCAACCAGGAUGUGGGCACUUAUCGCUUCCGCCGCGAUCCAAAGGAUCUGGAGGAGGUCGGCGACGACACGCGUCUUGUCCGAUACGACAAGUAGAAGAACUGGUUCCUCAAAUAGUAAGGAUCCUUUGGCCGACUUCCGCUUGCGAAUUUUCCAAUUUUCUAGUGUAUUCAUUAGGGUUUCGGGAGUAGGCAGCCUAGCAUUGAUGUAAUAAAACUUAAAUACGUGUUCAGUUAAGGGAAA
Molecule: messenger RNA, 925 nt
Organism: Drosophila mauritiana
Lineage: Eukaryota; Metazoa; Arthropoda; Insecta; Diptera; Drosophilidae
Exons: 1
Coding region: 140-778 (212 amino acids)
Source: RefSeq, a predicted model, not a curated record